This is a messenger RNA of Psilocybe cubensis, 738 nucleotides long. RefSeq lists its product as uncharacterized. Lineage: Eukaryota; Fungi; Basidiomycota; Agaricomycetes; Agaricales; Agrocybaceae. Bases 1 to 738 code for a protein of 245 amino acids. The record is from RefSeq and is a predicted model, not a curated record. The transcript has 6 exons. Gene Ontology annotation, molecular function: NADH dehydrogenase activity.
AUGCUUUCAAGACUGACUAGGUCGACUCCUCCACGAAGUCUAGUUCGGAGAAGGUUCAUUUCCUCCACGCCGUCUCGGAAGUCAGAUGCCCUUUUUGUGCAUCGAGAUACCCCAUACAACAACCCCAAGAUUGCCUUCGAAUUCAAUGAGGAAAAUAUGAAGCGUGCGCAGGACAUUAUCUCCCACUAUCCACCUCAAUAUAAGAAGGCUGCUGUCAUUCCUCUCCUGGACCUCGGUCAGCGGCAAAAUAAGGGAUGGACUAGCAUCAGCGUCAUGAACUACGUCGCGAAUCUUCUUGGCAUGCCUCCUAUGCGCGUUUAUGAGGUUGCUACCUUCUAUACUAUGUUCAACCGGGAACCAAUUGGACAAAAUUUCGUUCAAGUAUGCACAACCACACCUUGCAUGCUUCGUGGCUCCACGGAAAUCCUCGAGACUGUUUGUGAACAUCUCGGCGGAAUCAAGCCCGGACAGACAACUGCAGACGGAAAGUUUACAGUUGUUGAGGUAGAAUGUCAGGGUGCAUGCAGCAAUGCACCUAUGUUUGUUGUUGGAGAUGAUUUCUACGAGGACUUGACACCACAAAGUACAAAGAAAAUUCUCGAUGCCUUCAAGAAAGGCGAAAAGCCAAAACCAGGACCUCAAAGUGGCAGGAAGACGAGUGAGAACUCCGCCGGUCUCACCAAUCUAACCACCAAGCCAUACGGCCCUGGCGAGCAUUGCCUGCCAGAAUUCCAGUAG